Molecule: messenger RNA, 1287 nt
Organism: Dromaius novaehollandiae (emu)
Lineage: Eukaryota; Metazoa; Chordata; Aves; Casuariiformes; Dromaiidae
Gene: RACK1
Product: receptor for activated C kinase 1
Biological process (GO): rescue of stalled cytosolic ribosome; positive regulation of protein phosphorylation
Cellular component (GO): nucleus; cytosol
Molecular function (GO): protein kinase C binding; translation regulator activity; ribosome binding
Source: RefSeq, a predicted model, not a curated record
AUGUCAGAGCAGAUGACUCCGUGUGGCAUCCAUGGUGGCUGGGUGAUGCAGAUUGCUACCACCCUGCAGUUCCUGGACGGGAUCUUCUCUGCCUCCCAUGACAAGACCAUCAUGUGGCAAGCCCUGUGUGAUUGCUCACACUUUGUCAGCAAUGUGGUCAUCUCCUCUGACAGGCAGCUUGCUUUCUCAGACUUCUAGGACAGCACCUUGCACCUCUGAAACCUCAUCACAGGCACCACCACCCUGUUUUGUGGCCAGACUAAGGACAUGCUGAGCAUGGCCUUCUUGUCUGAUGCCUGCCAGAUCAUCUCAGGCUUUAGGGACAAGACCAUCAAGCUCUGGAAGACCUUGCACAUCUGCAAGUACAUGGUGCAGGACAAGAGCCAUGCAGACUGAGUGUCGUGUGUGCACUUCUCCCCAAACAACAGCCACCCCAUCAUCUUCUGUGGCUGGGACAAGCUGGUGAAGGUUUAGUUCUUGGGUAACUGCAAAUUGAAGACUAGCCACAUCAGGCAUGUGGGCUACCUCAACACAGUGACCAUCUCACCCAGUGGUGCCUCUGGCAGCAAGGACAGCCAGGCCAUGUUUUGGGACCUGAAUGAAGAGGAGCACCUGUACACCCUUGACAGAGGGGACAUCAUCAACACCUUGUGCUUCAGCCCCGACCACUACUGGCUUUGUGUUAAAGCGAGAGUCAGAAGUCCAUUUCAGACUCGAGCACACAGCACGCACAGAGAAAAGAAACCUCCACCUCCAAGAAUUUUGGAGAGGGAACAAAUUCGCGUUUUGCGCAAUAAAAGGAAAAGAGGGAUAAAAGACACCCGAAACAGCAAAGACGACAAAGUAGGUAACUUAUUUGAACAGCUGCCACCAUUAUGGACUUCAGGCGGUGAGCGGCACAUCUCAUGGCAGGAGACAGCCAGCGCUCGCGUCCGACACCUUGGACAGCAGAAGGAAGAGGCAGCAGCUCGCCGCGGCCUGGCUGUAGCGGCCCCGCGGCGAGGCGAAGGGCCCGGCGGCGCGGGCAGGCGGCUUCCGUCGCGGCCACGUGGGGGAGCUCCGCAGCCGCCGCUUCCCCCGGACCUCCGCGAGGGGGCCGGUCCCGCCGCGCCGCACCGGGGGCUUCCGCGAGGCCUCGCCGGCCCCGCCGCGCCGCUCACGGCGGCCCCCGGCGGGAGCAACCUCUGCUCGACGGCCGCUCCUGUCCGUCCCGACAACAAAGUUCGCGGGGCGUCGGCGCGACGACAGUGGCCCCGAGGCGGGCGCGACCCGCCCGGCGGCGAGUGA